UACUUUUUUGCCCCACUGUAUAGUGUGGUGGUAUAUAGUAUGGUGAUAUAUAGUAUGUUGAGGUCACCCUGCUUGAGACUUAAAGUAAAAUUGCCCUUGCUCAACCAAGACCAUGGUUAUGGUAGAGUGAUUGGUUAGUAAGAACACUGCUUCGUGAGUGUGAAGUGUUGUUGUACAGAGGUCCCUGGGUACAUGUCCAGAGCCAGACAGGGACAGAACUCACUCUGUUCCACAAAGUUCUGUGGAAGAUUUGCUAACAGAGGAGAGUGGUUAUGUAUCUAAGUACAAAUGUAACCAUCAGAAUAAUGUUUAUUUGUGUUCCUUACUCCUUACUUACACAUCCCAUCAUUGACAUAGUCAAAGCCAGACCUUCUGUCUGUCUCUCCUUCUUGCUGGUUGACUAGAGUGGAAAUCUAUAGUAUUGUAUGGUUGACCUGGGAUAGAGCUGAAAUGUGGCCCGAUGUAGUGUUGCCUUUGUACCAAACACCCUUACAGUCAUAAACCUUUUCCCCAUGUAAUCGCCUCGACCUCAGUCUGGUGUUCGCUAACAGUAUCUGAAGAGUCUGUAUACCCAGUGGUGUAUAGUACAGUAGAGCACAGCAGAGUACAGUAGAGUACAGUAGAGCACAGCAGGCCGUAUAGUAGGAGAAGAAGAGGCCCUUUGGGUUCAUUGAAAUACAUAUUCAUAAUAUUUCUGUUAACAAUUUAAUCUGCACCCAGAUUAGUGUUCAAUUUAAUCUGCACCCAGAUUAGUGUUCAAUGUGAUAGAACAAAACUCAGUACAGCACAUGAAUUAGAAAAUGUUGUUACAAAUUUGUGCCACGAGAUGGUGGUAGAUUAUAAAUUUAAAUAGCAUGGACAUUUGAUUUGUCUCUGGAUAGAAAUUGCCCUUGGGCACAGAUCAGUUUACUCUCACCAAAUCCUAACCUUUACCAUUAGCAGUAAAAACACAAACCAGACCUAAGAUCAGUGCAAAGGAGCCACUUCAUCUUACCCCUGUAAUUAUAUGACUCCUAACUUAUAUAUACUGAGUGUACCAAACAUUAGAAACACCUUCCUAAUAUUGAGUUGCACCCCGCCUUUUGCCAUCAGAACAGCCUCAAUUCGUUGGGGCAUGGAAUCUACAAGGUGUUUGAAAGCGUUCCACAGGGAUGCUGGCCCAUGUUGACUCAGUGCCGUGACGGGGGGAGACCCUCUCAGUCUUGGGCACUGUGUUUCUCCUGAGUACGUCUGUGGCCAGGCUCAUGACCCUGGUGUCCCAGCAGUGUGGGCUUCCCGUCAGCUCCUUCAGACUGAGCUCUCCCACCGUCCUGCAACUCUACGACUGCAACCGGCUGCACGACUACGCCAUUGACCUGGGGGCUACUCUACGGUUGGACACCUGGGAUGGGUGGGCGGAGUUCCUCAGAGGCUGCUUCCUGGGACACAGACUGACCGUCCAACGACACCUGUCUAGGGAGAGACCUGUGAUGAGGUUCCAGCUCCGGGUGGCACUCUACAUCGCUGCUUCUCUGGGCCACCUGGACCUGGCCGGCUGGCUGCUGGAGAGGGGGGUGCGUGUCAUUGAGCCGGUGGGGGUUCACCCUUACCGUGAGUGGUGCCACCAGACGGCCCACCCCGACGUCGCCAAGUGUCCCGCUGUCUCCUCCAUCGAGCGCGGCCAGCUCACCAUCCUCAAACUCUUUAUCGCCAGCAGCGUUCUGACCCUUGCCUGUCGGGAUCCCCAGGGUCGUGACCCCCUGAGGAUCGCCCUUCAGUACGGCCACAGGGAGUGUGUGAGUCACCUGGCCACCAAGCUGUGGUCUGUGGUGGUCCUCCCAGGUAUGGCCCUGCCCAUGCGGACAUACCUCCAGAUAAAGGGCUGGGUGAGGCUGGGGCAGAGGAGGGCAGCAUCCAGGCACUGCAUGGGCCUCAACAGGGCUCCGUUCAGGACCAGGGUGGGCGACACGGUCCUGGUAGACGGCUUCACCCUCCCCAAGAUGUCCUCCAAGCCCAGGAGGAGUGAGGCCAAGGCGGGUAUCGGGAUGAUGUCCACAGCCUCUCGAUGUUUGACCCCCAUCAACUGCCCAUCUCAUGUAUCCUGCCCGCUCCGCGCCCUGGCAUCCCAGGAUAAACCUCUUCAACUACCGAAGCUACACCCUGUGGCCACGAGGGAUGAAAGAGAGAAGAAGAGGGGAUGAGGAGGGAAGGGAUGUGAGGAGGAUGAG
This is a messenger RNA of Oncorhynchus mykiss (rainbow trout), 2207 nucleotides long. The record is from RefSeq and is a predicted model, not a curated record. Lineage: Eukaryota; Metazoa; Chordata; Actinopteri; Salmoniformes; Salmonidae.